Abrus precatorius (Indian licorice) is the source of this 1034-nucleotide messenger RNA. RefSeq lists its product as uncharacterized. Lineage: Eukaryota; Viridiplantae; Streptophyta; Magnoliopsida; Fabales; Fabaceae. The record is from RefSeq and is a predicted model, not a curated record. Bases 139 to 849 code for a protein of 236 amino acids. Gene Ontology annotation, cellular component: plasma membrane. The transcript is spliced from 2 exons. Gene Ontology annotation, molecular function: electron transfer activity.
CGGAAAGGCAAGGCUUCAUAAUCACUUCCAUAGCUGGCUGGGAGCAUAAGAGUCCCACAUUCUCAUUCUCUGAAGCUAGUCAUAAACAGCCAGUUUUUUUGUGGUGUUAUCUAAACACAUUCACUAACCUCAAGAAGAAUGGAACAGAGAAGAAGCUCUUUUGCUCUUCCGUUCUUAACUGUCUUCUGUCUUCUCUUCCUCUGCUUAUGCUUCUCAGGAUCUGCUGAGGCUUACAAGAAUUACACAGUGGGAGAUUCUUUAGGUUGGUUUGACAAUACUGAGAAACCAGUCAAUUACCAGAAGUGGGUUGCCAAUAAAGAGUUUAGCUUGGGAGAUUUCCUCAUUUUCAACACGGACACUAACCACACUGUUGUUCAAACAUACAAUUCUACCACAUAUAAACUAUGUGACUACGAUGAUGCACAAGACAAGGACACAGUCCAAUGGUCAGCAUCUGAUCCAUCAAAUACCGAGACACACCCUGUGACAGUAGCGGUUCCUUUGGUGAAAGAAGGAAUGACAUACUUUUUUUCAAGUGAUUAUGAUGGUGACCAAUGCAAGAGUGGGCAACACUUCAAAAUAAAUGUGACAUAUGGACAAGGGUUGCCCAAGAGUCUUAACAAUUCACCAGAAGAUUCACCAUCUCCUGCUAGCCCAGUUGCUGGAGAUGAUGAUUCAGCACCAGAUACAAUUGUUCCUUCCAAUUUCAGCAAUCCUAAAGAAGAAAGUGACGAUGAAAAAGCUAGUGACAAACAGAAAUCUAGUUCUGUUUCAAUGUCAAUGUAUUCACAACUUCACAAUAAGUUGUGCGGGUCUUUUAUCUUGUUAGGGGCGGUUUUCUUGUUUUAAAGAACAUAUUAUUUUUUUAGUUAUAGAUAUUAUUAUCAUUAUUAUUUUGUCUUAUUAUUUAUUGGGUGUGAGUGAGAUAGUAAGAAUGUUGAACGAUUGAAUUGUGAGCUAGGAUAUAGUGAUAUACCAGAUAUAUUAUUAUUGUAAACUAAAAAUAAUAAUACUAUUACAUGCUUUUAUUAUUG